CCCACGCAGGGACCGCGACUCGGAAACGCCGUCCCAUUAUCACCGCCCACCAAACGAACUGCACCCCAGACUCGACCGAACCGAGAAAGUCGCAAGCAGGUAAACAUAGUCGACGUUUUACCGUGCUGAAAUUUUUUUACAUUUUUUUUUUUUUUUUUGCUGCGCCCAAAACUCGUUUUGAGUUCCUUCACCAUACCGCAAUGGCGCAUGCAGCCUACGCCUCGGUGCGCAGGUCCUCGACGUCGACCAUGGGCUCAGACUACAGCGACGCAGACGCAGCAGCAGGCGGCAUGGGAACGGAAACGACAACCAAAACGAGAAUGAAAACAAGAGCAGAAGCAGACCACGAUUACACAAAAGACCUCACAUCCUCGUCGUCGCAGCCGUCCGUAUCCGCCACAGCAACGCCCAGUCCCGCCAACUUUUUGUCUCUUGCCGACAAGAGCUUCACGCCUCUGUCUAUGGACAGCGAACUGUUCCCCGAUCGCGAAUUCGAUUUGAGCUUUGGUGGCAGUAGCGCGGGAGAGCGCAAGACGACGAGUAGCCCGAAAUUCCGCGACCAGCCGAGAUCGAGAUCGACAUCACCACCUUCAGCAACAAUGGCAGCGCAUACCCAGCAGACUAGAACGAGGUCGAGGUCGAGAGAAGCAUAUUCAGGAGUAAGCUUACACGGAGAAACAUCAUCGCACGCGGCGACGGGGACGACUUUGGCAACGGCAGGAAUGGUGGCAGCGGCAGACGCAGACCAAGAGAGAAAUGUCUCGGGUGCACGCGACACGACGGAAAUAGAGUCUCGGCCACGGCGGUCAGGGUCGCACUCGAGGAAAAGUCAAAAGGAAGACGGUGACGGUCACAGCACGGUGGCCGAAGUGAGGAAUGCUGUGGAUCAAGACGAAGAAGAGUGCGAAAAGUACGAAGAUGACGAGGUGCCGCCAUUCGCAAUUUCGUCUAGGAGCCCGCGCCAGCGCCGUGCCGGGUCGACGCCGCUGUCGCUAGAUCCGAUGCAGGUGAACAGGGGAAGGGGACGGGGCAGGGCGUACGAAGACGAAGAGAUGGAAAUGGAGCUGGAGGACAGGUGCAGUACCGCUGCCGCUGCGUCUACCACUACAGCGACAACCACUGCAGGGACCACCUUCGACGACCCAAAGAGGAAAUGCGACAAGGAUACGGGCACCGAUAAGAAUAACUUACCUAAGGUAGGGGACGAUAAGAAUACGGGAUCCGAUAAGGACACGGCUGCCGGUAGCGUCAGGGAUGGCGCCAGCACGUCCCUCCGGCUACAGGGCCCCCAGUCAGUGCCAGAGUCAGCGCCAGCGCCAGCGCCAGCGCCAGCGGCAGCCAUCCAGGAGAAGCAGCCGAUGCCCACGGGCAGAGUCGUGGCCUCUGCCCCCUUGGCCCUUCGUACGAAAAAUAUCGAUACUUUCCCGGCCAGUACCACCACCGCAGACAACCUGAACACGAGCGGCCACAAUACGAGAUCCUUUGCUGCUGCAACUGGCACCAUCACGAGCCCGGCAACCUCGACUUCUACCACCUCCAACUCCUUCGCCGCCUGUUCUCCCUCCUCGACUGUCCUCUCAGCCCCUGCUGCUCUCGCCCGUCACAUCUCUACGUCGUCCCUUCGAUCCAACAGCAGCCUCAUCUCCCAGAUCCAGGAUAGUUUGCAGCAACAGCAACAGCACCACGCCUCCUCGGCAUCUACACUCGUUCGACCCGUCGCCCAACCAAUCGUCCGAACCACGUCCGACUCGGGCACCUUGAACCUUAAACACCCUAUCCCCGACCUCAACUGCCGCUCCGGCGCCUACACCACAAACGUCGCUGCUCUCGAGAAGUCAGCCGAGCGCCUGUCCAUGACCAGCUCCAUCGAGGACGCCAUCCGCGACUUGCAUGGAGAGUUGAAGCGUUCCGACUCCCGCCGUUCUUCAAUCCUUGCCGCCAACCUCGCCGCCUCCAACUCCCCCGUCGACGAAUCCUCGGCCCAUUCCGGCCCCCUUCGCGUCAUCCCUCCCGUCGCCUCCAUCGUCGAGCUUAACAACAACGCCCGCCUCGGCGGCUACUCUCCCAGCGGCUACGUCAUGUCUCCCAAUCACUCUUUGACCGGCCGCCUGCGCUCCGGCUCCAACAACUCUCGAGGUCGCCCCGAAAUCGAUGUCGAUGCCAUCAUGUCACGACACGGUUCCGGCAAGGGGUCUACCAGGAGCGCCCGCUCCGGAAAGCCUUCCCUUGCUGAGAUUGCCGAGUCGGAGCCCGUUGCCCUGACUGGACGUGUCCUCGAUGAAGCCGAUCACGCGCCUAUCCCUGUGACAGCCGACGACGACGCGACUAUCCGCCGUCUCAAUACCAACGAAGAGAACCGCGGCAGUGUCUUCAACCUGCUUGGCGAGAUGGACCAGCAUUCUGGAGGCCUUGGCCUGGACUUUGGCGGAGACAGCGGCAGGCGAGACUCUGACGACAGGCCGCCCACGCCGAGAUCGAGAUCGAGAUCGAGAUCGACCUCGACGUUUGACCACACCAAUGCCUUUGGGGACUUUGACGGCGUGCACUGCCAGCCGGAAGACCUCGAGCAGAGCGAAUACGGUGACGCGCCCAUGUCCAUCCCGCACACCAUGCCGAUGCCAGAUAGUCCAGAGCCUCAAUACGAAGCACCGCCGCCUCGUAUGCCACGAAACAACAGGAACACCAUCCGGCCACAAUCCUACUUUGACGAGCUCACCGGUCAAGAGAUGCUCUACUACCCUGCUCGCGUGCCUGCCAUGCUCAACUUGCCGCCCAAGCUCUCCAGGAAGCCCAAGACUGAGGUCCGGAAUGCGAGGCACUCCAAGGUGCUUCAAGCCAUGGGCCAUCCCGGUUUCGGCCAGGCCAAGUACCUGCCCCAGGAUCCCGAAGCGUCUCAGGUCCGCGAAUCCAAGAUGUGGCUGCCCGAUCCGCUUGCCGGUCACGGCAUGACCUCCCUUGGAGACGACAUGGAGGGACAGCGCUCGGGUGACGCCUCACUCAAAGAACCUGCCGUCAUCGAUUCCCAUGUGCCAUCCGAACAGGGUGACGCCUUAUUGUCGGGUGAUGGUACUGCUGCUGUUGGUGGCGGUGAUGAACCCGAACACAUGCCAGAGGAUCCCCCGCCAACGCAACGCCGCAAGUCCAAAAUGCCAAGGGCUUCCAACCUGCCACCACAACUGCGCGCGAGCGCCUUUUUCGACUUGCCGUCGACAACACCGCAGAUUGAGGUCAAGGGAGGCUCCGCCAUGGCGACGCUCGACAGCAUUCUUGAUGCGUCUGCCAAUGCCCCGGUCAGUGCCUUUACCGACCACGCCUUUGCAGGAAAACUGGGCGAUGAAACGUACGGCCCCGACAAGAAGAAGACGAAGAAGAAGAAGAACCGCAAGUCUACCGCUACAGUCUUGCUCCCCGAAGAGCAUGUUCGGGCCGCGUCGCAGAAGAGGAAGGGCGGCCUCAUGCCAUUCAGCAAGAAUUCCGACAAUGGAUCUAGGAAGAAUUCCAUGGCCGGCAGCAGGGAGGAGAGCCAGGCUCUCUCUGAUCACGUCGACGGCGAGGAUAGAGAAAAGGCCGAAGGCGAGGGCUCUGAUGAGGAAGAGGAAGAAGAGGAGGUCGACGAGUUUGCAGGAGUCCUCGAUGGGCCUCCCACGACCCUCCUCGCCGAGCUGCAGUUACGCAAGUACCACGCCAAGAUGCGCACCCAGAACCCGAACCGUAAUGUUGGGCAGAACGGCAUGCACGCCACCCUUAUCGAGCUCGACGCGGUUGCCGAGACACAGAAGAGGCAUCGUGAGAAGAAGAAGAUUGCGCUUGCCUGGGAAGUCGACGGCGCCAAAGAGGAAGACGGCAGCUCUGACGAAGACGAAGUUCCUCUUGGCGUCUUGUAUGCCGGCAACCCGCAUGUGGCUGAGAAGAACCGACCUAUGGGUUUGAUGGAGCGUCGUGACCUGGAAGAGAACGAGCCUCUCAGCUCCCGUCGUGCGCGUCUCCAUGGCCUAGAACCCCCGAGGACACUGGCGAAGCAGAGAAGCAACUUUACCCUCAACGCUGGGCUGAGUCAGAUGCGUCUCAACCAGAUGCCCUCUGCCGAGCACUUGAGACCCGAGGAGGAGUCAGAGGAUGAAGCCACGGCCGGAGAGACCCUGGGUGAGCGCAUGCGACGCCUUAGGGCCAAGGAUGAAGCCGAACACAACAACCUUCCCAACGCCCGCCCUGUCAGCAGAGCAUUCUCCGCAGAGAUCCUGGCCCAGUUUGGCGAUAAUGAUGAGAAGAAGCCCGGGGAUAAGGGCAAGGAAAAGGAGGCCCAGCCGGAGGAGGGAGAGGAGACGCUUGGCCAGCGGAGGAAGAGACUACAGGCCGAGCGCGAGGCGCGCGAGCAGGAGAUGAUGCUCAGCGGCGGGCCGAUGCCAGCUGAGGCUGAAGCGCCUCCGCUGCGCAAGAAGCACAGUCUGGCCGACGUCCUCAACUCCCACCCGAUUGCCUACAACCCUGCCCUGGACGAGCAGCGCCGCCUCGAGCAGGAGAAGCGCAAGGUUCGGGAUCAAGAGGCCAAGAUGGCUGCGGUCCGCGCCCAGAUGCCGCAGACCCUUACCGGACCAAACACGCAGCGGAGUGGCGGGUACAAGAAUGGCGCUUUCAACGACGCCACCGGAGGUACUGGAGGUACUGGAGGCGCCCCGGGUGCCCGAGGUCUCCUCGCACAGCCUGGGCUGCCGCCUGUGAACGCCGGACUGGGUGUCAACAUGGGACCUGGCGGAUGGAACCGCUCCAGCAUGGCCUUGAGCAAUUACGGAGGGCCUCUCCAGCAGCCUAUGCAGCAGCAGCAGCAGCAGCAGCAGCAGCAGCAGCAGCAGCAUCAAGUAUAUGGAAACCCUGGCAUGGCUCAGAUGAGCCAGCCGAAUCUAGGUGGAUAUGGAGGCUACACUGCCGGCGGCAUGGGGGGCAUGGGCGGUAUGAACAAUAUGGGGGGCAUGAACGGCAUGAACCACCCCUAUGGCGGAGGCAUGGGUGUGCCGAUGCAGAUGCAGCCCAUGGGUAUGCAGCAAGGCAUGGCUCCGAUGCCCAUGCCCAUGCCCAUGCCCAUGCCCAUGCCCAUGCCCAUGCCCAUGCAGCAGAUGCAGAUGCCCAUGCAGCCCGGCCAUAAUGGGCAGAUGCAAUCCAUUGAGCGUUGGCGGCAGAGCGUCAUGUACUAGACAAGGACCGAGUCAAAUCCCAGGCGAGGAAGGGCUAUGCGAUGUUUCUAUCGACACCCACCGACCACUACCUAUACAUUAAUCUCUGGGCGGACACAGUCUGCAGGAGCUGUAUAUAACAUACACACAACCAUGGCAUUGCGAGGGGAGUUGGAUUGAUUUCUUUUGUGUAACAACUUGGGUGGUUUACGAAGCACAGCGCUGCGAAGCACUAGGAUACAACCCUGGGUUUGGGGACAUGGUUUCUCGGUUUACCUAUACAGGUACUAGGGGAUUAUUGCAUUACAUUGAACGUAUAACUAUACAUAUAUACCAAUUCUAAUGAUCACAAUUGUGAAUCUCGUCUAC
Molecule: messenger RNA, 5537 nt
Organism: Colletotrichum phormii
Lineage: Eukaryota; Fungi; Ascomycota; Sordariomycetes; Glomerellales; Glomerellaceae
Exons: 1
Coding region: 201-5189 (1662 amino acids)
Source: RefSeq, a predicted model, not a curated record